CUCGUCGGUUGGUCACACAACAAACAUGAGAUUCCUUUUGGUAGCUUUACUCGCAGGCCUUUGCGCCGCUGUCUCCGUCCCCAAUGGUAAGCAUACAUUUUUUGGAACUAUAAAGUCUAAUUUUUAUACAGGCACUGGAUACCAAGCAUCACGACAGAAGGAAAUCUACCGUUUGUUCAAGUACGUGAACCAACUCAGCUACUACCCGGACCACAUCGAAAUUGGCAAGAGCUACCGCUUCUACGAGAACAAACCCGAAUACACGAAACCUGAAGCCGUUGAAGAAUUCUACAACUACUGGUACUACGGAAAGGCUCUCCAAAGAGGCGAGAUCUUCUCAGUGUUCUACCAAGAGCACCUGAAGCAAGCUAUCGCUUUGUUCAAGCUUUUCUACUAUGCCAACACUUGGGAGACUUUCUACAAGACGGCUGUAUGGGCUAGGAACAAUGUCAACGAAGGAAUGUACCUGUAUUCUCUUUCCGUUGCUUUGAUCCAUCGUCCAGACACCUACUACUAUGCUUUGCCACCAAUCUAUGAAGUGUACCCGUACUACUUCUACAACUCCGAAGUAAUCCAAGAAGCCCAGUUCUACAAGCAGAUGUACCGUGGUCAGUAUGGUGCUCAGUACAACGGCAAGACCAUCUAUGCUAACUACUCCGGGUACUAUUUGAACUUGCACCCCGAGCAGUCUUUGUCGUACUUCACCGAAGAUGUGGGAAUCAACUCCUUCUACUAUUACUACAACUUGUACUACCCUUACUGGAUGAACGGCGAAGAAUUCAACCUGAAAUACGACAACCGUGGUGAACUUUUCUACUACAUGUACCAACAAAUCCUGGCCAGGUACCACUUGGAACGUAUCUCGAACGACUUCGGCGAAAUCUCUGUCUACAACUGGGAAGUACCUUUCGAAACUGGAUACUACCCAUCGUUGACUUACCCAUCUGGAGCUCAAUUCCCAGUCAGACCCAACUACGCCCACUUGUAUGAGUACUUCUACAACUACGGCCAGAAAUACGGCUCCAACAAGUACGCCUACAGCUACAGCUACGUCCAGGACUACGAAAGGAGGAUCCGUGAUGCCAUCGACAGUGGCUACGUCAUGACCAAAUCCGGACAAGUAGUCGAACUUUUCACCCAAGAAGGCAUCAACACCCUAGGAAACCUGAUUGAAGGAAACCCAGACUCCCCCUACUACCAGUACUACGGCGCCUACCAAGUCUUCGCCCGUCACCUCCUGGGUUACUCUUUCACCCCCAUUAGCUACCACAAGCUCUACCCUUCGGCCCUUGAACACUUCGAAACCUGCAUGCGCGACCCCGCCUUCUACCAACUCUACAAGAAACUCAUCACCUUCUUCUUCAAGUUCAAGGCCCAACACUACAAGUACUACACCGACAGAGACCUCGUCUACGAAGGUGUGGAGGUCAAGAAUGUGGAAUUCGACCGUCUUGUCACCUACUUCGACUACUACUACGCCGAUUUGAGCAGCGCCGUCUACGUGACUCCUGAAGAAUUCGUCCAGGACUCCUUCAAAGUCCAAGUAGCCCAACAGCGCCUCAACCACAAAGCUUUCACCUACAAAGUCUACGUGGACUCUCAAACCGAAACCGAAGCCGUAGUUAAAGUAUUCCUGGGUCCUAAGUACGACGAGUACGGCCGCUACAUCAACUUGACCGAAAACUGGAUGAACUUCGUUCAGUUCGACCACUUCGUCUACAAGCUCAAGUCUGGUCAGAACGUGAUCACCAGGAACUCCCGCGAAAUCUACAACUACAUGCACGACAGGACUUCGUACUACCAAGGGUACCAGAAGGUUAUGGGUGUGCAAGAGGAGCAAUAUACUGCCAAGGGUAACCAAUACUGGUUUGGUUUCCCACAAAAGUACAUGCUGCCAAAGGGAUCUUAUGGUGGUGUGCCAUACCAGUUCUACGUUUUCGUUGCGAAAACUGUACCCUACAAAACCCAGAAGGCUGAUGUACCGAUGGUUGGUACCGGAUCUCAGUAUGUUGAUGCUUAUCCAAUGGGUUAUCCUUUCGACCGUCCAGUGUAUUGGGAGAAAGUGUUCUACACUAUUCCUAAUGCGUAUAUGUAUGAAACUAAGGUUUACCAUAGGGAUUCUGAUGCGGUUAACUAUUCUCAGCAAGAGUACUACAGGCAGAAGCAGUACUAUCCCGCGCAGAGGGACUACACCAACACCAAGAACUACAACUCGCAGCAGUACUACCAGCAGCAGAAUGCUAACCAGCAGUACAAGCAGCAGGGACAACAGUACAAACAGUACGGUUAUGGGCAGCAGUACUACCCUAAACCAAGCUAUGGCAUCGAUGAGUACUUCAACUAUUAAUGUAUUACUCUGAAAGGUUGACGUUUUUGAUUUAAAGGCAAUAUGUGAAAGUUGUUUGAGAAAUAAAAAGCAUUAAUUUUAAAA
This is a messenger RNA of Zophobas morio, 2431 nucleotides long. RefSeq names its product larval serum protein 1 alpha chain-like. The record is from RefSeq and is a predicted model, not a curated record. The transcript has 3 exons. The coding region runs from base 26 to 2347 and encodes 773 amino acids. Lineage: Eukaryota; Metazoa; Arthropoda; Insecta; Coleoptera; Tenebrionidae.